AUGCCAGAGAAAACAAGAAUGAUUUUUAAUGAAAUCAAUGAAAUUAAAGACGAAGUGUAUUGUCAACCGAAAAACCAAAAUUUUUCAUCAAUUGAUGCUAUUAUAGCACCAAAUGUUUUAUUUCAAAUAACAGUUUUUUGUGUCUAUCCUAUCAAGCUAAACGGGUUAAAACAACUCUAUGACAA
Molecule: messenger RNA, 185 nt
Organism: Racocetra fulgida
Lineage: Eukaryota; Fungi; Glomeromycota; Glomeromycetes; Diversisporales; Gigasporaceae
Source: the annotation of a GenBank genome assembly